Molecule: messenger RNA, 935 nt
Organism: Suillus plorans
Lineage: Eukaryota; Fungi; Basidiomycota; Agaricomycetes; Boletales; Suillaceae
Exons: 4
Coding region: 66-917 (283 amino acids)
Biological process (GO): fungal-type cell wall biogenesis; (1->6)-beta-D-glucan biosynthetic process
Cellular component (GO): endoplasmic reticulum membrane
Source: RefSeq, a predicted model, not a curated record
UAUGUAAUUCAAGUUUCGAGCUGCAGCGCGCGUCCUCAGGCUACAUCAUAACUAGUAACUUCUUCAUGGCUGGACGUGCUGCUAUCUUGGCUUUGCUCCCUGUGGUCGGUGUGCUGGGGUACUCGGACACAGUUCCAAUUGUAGCAUGGUCAUCUAAAAUCUCGUCCGUGUUGAACGGUUUAUCUCCAGAUCUACGUUAUGAAGAUUCUGUGAGCAUAAUUGAUGGUGUUCUCUCGCCAGAAGGUGCCUGCUCCUUCGAUACUGUUCUGGUGAUAAACCAGCCAGGCCUCCGCAGUUCUGACCUUCGUGCAUUACCUACUUCUUCCGGACUCUCUGCCAUUCUAAACACUGCGCCAUCAUCAAGACAGUAUCCUCACGUGAAGCGUAGUGCCUCGGCUUCCCUCCAGGACAUCACGGAGUCUCUGGCAAGGCGCUGCGGCUCGACUUUGACCAAUGCUAGUCCAGCAGAUGGCCCUUUAGACCUCGCUGAGAACUCCAAGCACGUCGUAUGCGUCAAUAUGCCAGCAAUAGAGGGUAGCCCAAAACUCCGCAAGGUGGCUAUGUUGGGUCAUGAUCAAUACCUCUCUAGCGAAAUCGAGAAGAUCGAUGCAGCGUUCACGAGCCACUUGGUUUUGUACGUUGGGUCACCACUUGAACACCCGGGCUACCGCCGUCAGUUAUUUCCCCCUUCCAAAUUUGACUCAACAUACGCUCCUGACAACUCGACUCUUUCUGAUGGUGGUAUUUUCAAGAGAUACCAACUGUUCACAACACCCCUUCUUGUCGCUUUACUCGUCGUUUUCUUCAUCAUUGUACCCAUUAUCAUGAUGGCUGUUUCAGCUCUUGCCAGCCUCCAGUCGUCUGUGCGCUUGGAAGCACCAAAGGGGUACCAUGCUCAGGAAAAGAAGACCCAGUAGAUUCCACAGAAUUUGUAC